Molecule: messenger RNA, 1743 nt
Organism: Cimex lectularius (bed bug)
Lineage: Eukaryota; Metazoa; Arthropoda; Insecta; Hemiptera; Cimicidae
Gene: SF1
Product: splicing factor 1
Exons: 9
Coding region: 201-1673 (490 amino acids)
Biological process (GO): regulation of mRNA splicing, via spliceosome
Cellular component (GO): nucleus
Molecular function (GO): mRNA binding; zinc ion binding
Source: RefSeq, a predicted model, not a curated record
CGCCAUAUUUGCACGAAAUCACUCCGUUCCUCGGCCAUCGGUUGAGCGUCGCUUCGUUUCACGUUUUCGUGUAUUUUCCGUUUGACGGGCCUUGAGGCGAUUUUUUCACGCGAGGUGAUGAAUCCGCUCCAGUAGCUGCCAGACGAGAGAAAUUUGAUUAAAACCCGUUUAUACUCGAUAUUUGGGUAAAAACAUCGUUUAUGAUGAUGACCACGGAGGAAGAAAAAACCACAGCGGUCAAGAGGGAGUUGGAAGGAUUGACCAAGGAAGAGAGGAGGAAGAGGAAGAAGUCAAGAUGGGGAGGGGAUGAGAUGGAAAAGUCUUUCAUAUUGGGGAUGCCGACCGUGUUGCCGACAAACCUUAGCAAAGAACAGGAACAAGCCUAUAUCUUACAGCUGCAGAUUGAGGAAGUAAGCCGUAAACUAAGGACGGGAGAUCUUGGAAUUCCACUCAACCCAGAAGAAAGGUCUCCAUCUCCUGAGCCGAUAUACAGCAGUGAUGGGAAGCGGCUGAACACUAGGGAAUUUAGGACGAGGAAAAACCUCGAGGAGGAAAGACACUCGCUAAUACAAAAAAUGCUUAAAGUCAAUCCAGAUUUCAAGCCUCCUGCAGAUUACAAGCCUCCCAUUGUCAGAGUUAGCGACAAAGUGAUGAUCCCGCAGGAAGAGCAUCCAGAUAUUAAUUUUGUUGGUCUUCUUAUCGGACCAAGAGGAAACACCCUAAAGUCAAUGGAAAGGGAAACUGGAGCAAAAAUAAUAAUCAGGGGAAAAGGUUCGGUUAAAGAGGGCAAAGUUGGUAGAAAAGACGGCCAUCCUCUACCUGGAGAGGACGAGCCACUACAUGCAUACGUUACCGCAAAUAAUCCAGAAUUUGUUAAAAAAGCUGUUGAUAAGAUUAAGGAGAUAAUCAGACAAGGUGUUGAAGUGCCUGAGGGACAAAAUGACUUGCGAAGGAUGCAAUUGAGGGAGUUAGCUCUGCUUAACGGUACACUUAGGGAAAAUGAUGGUCCCAGGUGUUCGAAUUGUGGUGCUGCUGAUCAUAAAUCAUGGCUGUGCCCCGAUAAACCAAAUGUAACUAAUUCAAUAGUGUGCUCUACUUGCGGUGGAGCUGGUCAUAUUGCAAAAGACUGCAGGUCAAAAAGGCCCGGAGCUCCUGCUGUCAAUUUGAAGGAUAAAGCUAAGAUUGAUGAAGAGUAUAUGUCGCUGAUGGCUGAACUCGGUGAAGGGCCCCCAGUUGAUAAAAAUUCACUUUCUGGGAAGAAACCAAAUCAGGGAAUAGGCCUUUUCGACAAAACAGGGAUCAGAGGUGCAAUAACAGCACCACCACCUGUUAUCCCUGCUUCAUUACCACCUCCACCAUGGGCCAAAGUCAUGGAUGGGUCUCAGCCUUUAGCGCCACCAGGAGUGGGUGUUGUGGUUCCUCCACCGUGGACGCACGUGCCGCCACCUUGGACUCAACAGCCGCCUCCUCCACCACCCAGUUCACAAGGAAACAGUGUCACCUCGACUUCAGCCCCUCCACCCUGGACACACCAGCAUCCGCCUCCACCGCCCAUGUAUUGGCCGCCAGCGCCACCCCCUCAGGCUUAUAUGACAGCACCGCCUCCACCACCACCUCCUCCAGAUAUGUCAACUCUUUUGACACCACCCCCUCCACCUCCACCUCCACAAUAAUAGUUUAGACAUUGUAUUUAAACCAUCGUUUGUAUGUUGUAUUUUAUUUUAAUAAACUUAUGCUUCAGUA